Molecule: messenger RNA, 633 nt
Organism: Pogoniulus pusillus (Red-fronted tinkerbird)
Lineage: Eukaryota; Metazoa; Chordata; Aves; Piciformes; Lybiidae
Product: dynein light chain 1, cytoplasmic
Exons: 3
Coding region: 112-381 (89 amino acids)
Biological process (GO): motile cilium assembly; intraciliary retrograde transport
Cellular component (GO): cytoplasmic dynein complex
Molecular function (GO): dynein intermediate chain binding
Source: RefSeq, a predicted model, not a curated record
CAGGAGGCGGAGCUGGGGGCGCUGGGAGGCGGUGCGGCGCGCACUGACUAGCCGGCAGCGCCGCUCCGCUCUGCACAGCGCCGGUCCCGCAGCGUCUGCAGCACGGCAAUCAUGAGUGAUCGAAAGGCAGUGAUCAAGAAUGCAGACAUGUCAGAGGAGAUGCAGCAAGACUCUGUGGAGUGUGCUACUCAGGCCUUGGAGAAAUACAACAUCGAAAAGGACAUUGCUGCUCACAUAAAGAAGGAAUUUGACAAGAAAUACAAUCCCACUUGGCACUGCAUCGUGGGAAGGAACUUUGGCAGCUACGUGACGCAUGAGACCAAGCACUUCAUCUACUUCUACCUCGGCCAAGUUGCUAUUCUUCUUUUCAAGUCUGGUUAGACCCAUGGACUGUUACUGAACCUUGCACGUGUCUCAGGACUGCACACUAACUCUAAACAGCCUCUUACCUUCAGCCUUCCUGAGGAAACAGACCUUGAUCUUCAGGUCUUUUGUUGCAUUGUUAAUUGUCAGGGAUUUUGCUGUGGCAGCUGGUAUUUUCAUUGUGGCUAUAAAAAAAAAGGCAAAAAUGUCUUCCUUGUAUUUAUUUUCUUUUGAAAGAUGGCUUCUUUGCUAAUAAAACUAUUGGAAGAA